UAAAGUAACUGAUCCAUUGGUCAGCAUCAACAGUCGUCCGACUAGCAGCCUAGUGACAAUAUCUCCAAGUUGUAAACUUCAAACUACAAAAUACCAAAAUGUUCCGCUUCAUCGCUGUGAUCUUCGCCCUGGUGGCAAUGGCUUUUGCUGCUCCUGGCUACAUCGAGCCCUCUUACGAAGUGGUUCCUGUGGCUCCUGUGGCUCACGUGGUUCCAGUGGCUCACGUGGUUCCCGUGGUCAAAUCCGUUCCGGUGGUGAAACAUGUGCCGGUGGUGCAGCACGUUCCAGUGGUGAAGCAUGUCCCAGUGGUUCAGCAUGUUCCUGUGCUGAAGUCCCUCGCAGUUCCCACCUACGGACACCACAUCUACCACGGUUAAAUUUUGGAAAAGAUCAGUCGAUAAAGUCCCGGAACGAAUAAAAUGCCUACGUUCGUAAAAUAAAU
Drosophila erecta is the source of this 442-nucleotide messenger RNA. RefSeq names its product A-kinase anchor protein 14. NCBI's taxonomy places the organism in Eukaryota, Metazoa, Arthropoda, Insecta, Diptera, Drosophilidae. The record is from RefSeq and is a predicted model, not a curated record. The transcript is spliced from 2 exons. Bases 99 to 377 code for a protein of 92 amino acids.